Molecule: messenger RNA, 8778 nt
Organism: Erinaceus europaeus (western European hedgehog)
Lineage: Eukaryota; Metazoa; Chordata; Mammalia; Eulipotyphla; Erinaceidae
Gene: ATP7A
Product: ATPase copper transporting alpha
Exons: 23
Coding region: 116-4720 (1534 amino acids)
Biological process (GO): monoatomic cation transport
Cellular component (GO): membrane
Molecular function (GO): ATP binding; ATP hydrolysis activity; ATPase-coupled monoatomic cation transmembrane transporter activity
Source: RefSeq, a predicted model, not a curated record
CUGGGGGCGGGGUGGAGGAAGAGAAGCUGAGGGAGGAGUUGCCUCCGCCACCUAGGACGCUCCCGAUGGUGCCGCUGCUGCCAUCGCCACAGCUACUACUAUUAACUUCUGGUUUAUGAGAUCGGAGUCUGCGCGUGUGGAUCUGUCGCUGCCACUGAGCUCAUUCAGAGAUUUAAGCAUAGGACGGAAAGACCAGGAAUGUGAAGAACUAAAGAUGGAUCCAACUAUGGGUCUGAAUUCUAUUACCAUAUCUGUUGAGGGAAUGACAUGUAGUUCCUGUGUUUGGACCAUUGAACAGAAGAUUGGAGAACUGAAAGGUGUUCAUCACAUUAAAGUUUUGCUGGAAGAAAAGACUGCAUUUAUUAUUUAUGACCCCAAACUGCAAAUACCAAAGAAGCUACAGGAAACUAUUGAUGAUAUGGGCUUCAAUACUAUUAUCUGCAAUCCUAAUCCUCUCCCUGUCUUGACUGACACUAUAUUUCUGACUAGCACUACUCCACUGGCUCCACCAUGGGACCAAAUCCAAAGUACAUUGCUUAAGACCAAGGGUGUAACAGAUAUUAAAAUUUCCUCUCAGCAAAGAACUGCAGUGGUGACAAUAAUCCCUUCCAUCAUAAAUGCCAGUCAAAUAAUAGAACUGGUUCCUGAUCUCAGAUUAGAUACUGGAACUGUGGGAAAAAAGUCUGGAAUUUUUGACAAUUCUGGUACAGCUCAAGCAGGUGAAGUCAUGCUGAAGAUGAAAAUAGAAGGAAUGACCUGCCAUUCAUGCACCAGUACUAUUGAAGGAAAAAUUGGGAAACUGCAAGGUGUUCAGCGUAUUAAAGUCUCCCUGGACAAUCAAGAAGCUACUAUUGUUUACCAACCUCAUCUUAUCACAGUAGAGGAAAUAAUAAAGCAGAUCGAAGCGGUGGGAUUUACAGCAUUCAUCAAAAAGCAGCCCAACUACCUCAAAUUAGGAACUAUUGAUAUAGAACGCCUAAAGAACACACCAGUUAAAUCCUCAGAAAUAUUGCAACAAAAGAGUCCAUCGCAUGCAAGUGAUUCAAAAGUCACCUUCUUCAUUGAUGGCAUGCAUUGUAAAUCAUGUGUAUCAAAUAUUGAAAGUGCUUUAUCUACACUCCAAUAUGUAAGCAGUACUGUAGUUUCCUUAGAGAACAAAUCUGCCACCUUAACAUACAAAGCUAGUUCAAUCACUCCAGAAAUUCUGAAGAAAGCAAUAGAGGCCGUAUCACCAGGUCAAUAUACAGUUAGUAUGGCAAGUGAAACUGAGAAUACCUCAAAAUCUCCCUCCACCUCACCUUUUCAAAAGAUCCCCUUGAACAUUGUUGGUCAGCAGCCUCUGACUCAAGAAACCAUAAUUAAUAUUGGUGGCAUGACUUGUAAUUCUUGUGUGCAAUCCAUUGAGGGUGUCAUAUCAAAAAAGGCAGGUGUAAAAUCCAUUCAAGUCUCCCUUGCAAAUAGCAGUGGAACGGUUGAAUAUGAUCCUCUACUAACUUCUCCAGAAAGUUUGAGAGAAGCAAUAGAAGACAUGGGAUUUGAUGCUAUUUUGCCAGAUGUGAAUGAACCACUGGUAGUAAUAGCUCAACCCUCAUCGGAAAUGUCACCUUUGACAUCAACUAAUAAUUUGUAUACUAAAAUGACGGUACCGAUUCCUGACAAGGAAGAGAAAAAGACUUCAUCUAAAUGCUACAUACAGGUCACUGGUAUGACUUGUGCUUCGUGUGUAGCAAAUAUUGAACGGAAUUUAAGACGAGAAGAAGGAAUAUAUUCUGUACUUGUAGCUCUUAUGGCUGGCAAGGCAGAAGUGAGAUACAACCCUGCUCUUAUACAACCCCCAGUGAUUGCAGAAUUCAUUCGAGAGCUUGGAUUUGGAGCAACUGUGAUAGAGAAUGCUGAGGAAGGCGAUGGUGUUUUGGAACUUGUUGUGAAAGGAAUGACAUGUGCUUCAUGUGUUCAUAAAAUAGAAUCUACUCUAACAAAACUGAGAGGGAUAUUCUACUGUUCUGUGGCCCUAGCAACCAACAAAGCACAUAUUAAAUAUGAUCCAGAAAUUGUUGGUCCCAGAGAUGUUAUUCACGCAAUUCAAAGUUUGGGAUUUGAAGCUUCUUUGGUUAGGAAGGAUCGGUCUGCAAGUCACCUAGACCAUAAACGAGAGAUAAGACAAUGGAGAAGAUCCUUUCUUGUGAGCCUCUUUUUCUGUAUUCCUGUAAUGGGGCUGAUGAUAUAUAUGAUGGUUAUGGACCACAACUUUGAAAUUCUUCAUCUUAAUCAAAACAUGACUCAAGAAGAGAUGAUCAGCAUUCAUUCUUCAAUGUUCCUGGACCACCAGAUCCUGCCAGGAUUGUCCAUUAUGAAUUUACUUUCCUUUCUGUUGUGUGUCCCUGUACAGUUUUUUGGAGGCUGGUACUUCUACAUUCAGGCCUACAAAGCUCUGAAGCAUAAAACUGCAAACAUGGAUGUGCUUAUCGUGCUGGCAACCACCAUCGCAUUUGCCUACUCUUUGGUUAUUCUUCUGGUUGCACUAUAUGAGAGAGCCAAAGUCAACCCAAUUACUUUCUUUGACACACCUCCUAUGCUAUUUGUUUUUAUUGCAUUAGGCCGGUGGCUAGAACAUAUAGCAAAGGGCAAAACAUCAGAAGCUCUUGCCAAGCUAAUUUCACUGCAAGCUACAGAAGCAACUAUUGUAACUCUUGACUCUGAUAAUAUCCUUUUGAGUGAAGCUCAAAUAGAUGUGGAACUUGUACAGCGUGGAGACAUCAUUAAAGUGAUUCCAGGGGGGAAAUUUCCAGUGGAUGGUCGUGUUAUUGAAGGGCAUUCUAUGGUAGAUGAAUCCCUCAUCACAGGGGAGGCAAUGCCUGUGGCUAAAAAACCUGGCAGCACAGUGAUUGCAGGUUCCAUAAACCAGAAUGGAUCAUUGCUUAUCUGUGCAACCCAUGUUGGAGCCGACACAACCCUUUCUCAAAUUGUCAAACUGGUGGAGGAGGCACAAACAUCAAAGGCUCCAAUCCAGCAGUUUGCGGACAAGCUUAGUGGCUACUUUGUUCCUUUUAUUGUUAUUGUUUCCAUUACUACCCUCUUGGUUUGGAUUAUAAUUGGAUUUCUGAAUUUUGAGAUUGUGGAAACCUAUUUUCCUGGCUACAACAGAAGUAUCUCCCGGACAGAAACCAUUAUACGCUUUGCUUUCCAAGCCUCUAUCACAGUUCUGUGUAUUGCAUGCCCCUGUUCACUGGGACUAGCCACUCCAACGGCAGUAAUGGUGGGUACAGGAGUUGGCGCUCAAAAUGGCAUAUUAAUCAAAGGUGGUGAACCUCUGGAGAUGGCUCAUAAGGUGAAGGUAGUGGUAUUUGAUAAAACUGGAACCAUUACCCAUGGAACCCCAGUGGUGAAUCAAGUAAAAGUUCUAGUUGAAAGUAACAGAAUAUCACGCAGUAAGAUCCUGGCCAUUGUAGGAACUGCUGAAAGUAACAGUGAACAUCCUCUAGGAACAGCUAUAACCAAAUACUGCAAGAAGGUGCUGGACACUGAAACUUUGGGUACCUGCGUAGAUUUUCAGGUUGUGCCAGGCUGUGGUAUUAGCUGCAAAGUCACCAAUGUUGAAGGCUUGCUGCAUAAAAAUAACUGGCAAAUAGAAGAAGAUAAUAUUGAAAAUGUAUCCCUACUUCAAAUUGAUGCAAGUAAUGAGCAAUCAUCAACUUCAUCUCCCAUUAUUGUUGAUGCCCAGCUCUCAAAUGGUGGUAAUACCCAAUACUACAAAGUCCUUAUUGGUAAUCGAGAGUGGAUGAUAAGAAAUGGUUUUGUCAUUAAUAACAGUAUUGAUGGUUUUAUGACUGAACAUGAGAGAAAAGGUCGGACAGCUGUAUUGGUGGCAGUUGAUGAUGAGCUGUGCGGCUUGAUAGCUAUUGCUGAUACUGUGAAGCCUGAGGCAGAAUUAGCUGUCCGCAUUCUGAAAUCCAUGGGCAUAGAAGUAGUUCUGAUGACUGGAGAUAACAGUAAAACAGCCAGAUCUAUUGCUUCUCAGGUUGGCAUUACAAAAGUGUUUGCUGAAGUUCUACCUUCCCACAAGGUUGCUAAGGUGAAACAACUUCAAGAAGAGGGGAAAUGGGUAGCAAUGGUAGGAGAUGGAAUUAACGACUCCCCAGCUUUGGCAAUGGCUAAUGUUGGAAUUGCUAUCGGCACAGGGACAGAUGUAGCUAUUGAAGCCGCUGAUGUAGUUUUGAUAAGAAAUGAUCUUCUGGAUGUAGUGGCAAGUAUUGACUUAUCAAGAAAAACCGUCAAGAGGAUUCGUAUAAAUUUUGUCUUUGCUUUAAUUUAUAAUCUUCUGGGAAUUCCUAUAGCUGCUGGAAUUUUUAUGCCUAUUGGUCUCAUUUUGCAACCCUGGAUGGGGUCUGCUGCAAUGGCUGCUUCAUCUGUUUCAGUAGUACUUUCUUCUCUCUUCCUUAAGCUUUACAGGAGACCAACUUAUGAGAAUUACGAAUUGCGUUCCUGGAGCCAGAUGGGACCGAAAAGUCCUUCAGAAAUUAGUGUUCAUGUUGGAAUUGAUGAUACCUCAAAAAAUUCUCCUAAACUGAGUUUGCUGGAUAGAAUUGUUAAUUACAGCAGAGCCUCCAUAAAUUCACUACUGUCUGACAAGCACUCCUUAAACAGCGUGACUACAAGUGAACCUGACAAGCACUCUCUCCUGGUGGGAAACUUCAGGGAAGAUGAUGACACUGCAUUGUAACAGACCAUCAGAGAAAGUGCUACUAAGUUGUUACGCACUAACAUGGCACUUAUAACAUCAUUCAAGCUUUUCAAAAUAAUUGGUGGAAGUAUUUUAUGUUGGCCUCAUACUUGUGUAUUAGGGAAUCGAUAUGAGUUUCUUUUGUAUAAUGGCAAAACUCUUUUUCAGAGCACUAGCUCUGGACAUAGCUUUAUUUAAAUUCACUUUCCAAUUUUUUUUUUUCAGUAGCAGCAGCCAAAGUAGGUCAGUGAAGUUUAUAAAUCUUAUAAUAGAAGAUUGCUGAAUUGUUGCUAAAGUGCUCAAUAUCCUUUUACAUGACAAAAGAAACUUAAUGCAGGAGAUAAUUAAGGGUAUGAAAAUUUAAGAGUAUAUCCCUGCGGAAAAAAAAAUUGAGUCCUUUUCUCUGUUAUAUCAGGGAGCAGUGGCAUUCAGAAAGUGUACGAAGCAUCUAUCUUGAGAAGGAAAACAGAAUGCUUAAAAAUAAAUGUGCCUUAUUUGUUACAGUCUUUCUUGUUCCUUGCUUGUUCGUGUAUCUUUGUCAUUGCACUUGAUUUCUUAUAUGCUCUUGUAUGUUUUCCUUUUCCAAUUUAGAUAGCACUUUGUUGAGGAAAUGUUUGUUAUCUUCCUUCACAUGAGUCAAGUUUAGGUGUUUUUUUCCACUGAUAAAAUAACUGGCAAGUUUCCAAUUUCCUUGUUCCUUCAUCUUAUAGCUCAAAAGACCUUACAGGUCAUAGUGUUUCCUACUUCCCAUAUUCCUAUUGAUAUAUAUAUAUAUAUAUCAAGUCUCCCUUAAAUGACUCCUUACCUCAAUUUAUUCUAGCUAAGUUAAACUAUAAGUUAUUCUCAAUGUAGUCUGUCAGCUUCAGUUCAGAAACUUAGAUUUUGAGCUUCCUCCAUGAUGGAUCUUUUUUAAAAGAUCAACACUAUUACCUUUAACAUAUAUGUAUCAUGUAAAAUGACCUAGAUGCACUGAAUUUGUUUUCUGGGGGAUAUAACAAUAUUUUUAUCCGGUAUAUAAUUUAAUAGAUUUUCAUUACCUUUUGUUUUAGAUAGCCUGUUGAAAUGACUUUGAAUAAUGCUAUUGUGUGGACUGCUUUUACCAAAAAUACAAUGAAUUACAAUACAGAAAUAAGAAUUUACAUAAAUUGUUAUACCUUUUAACCAAAUCUAUAUUCUGGUUUGAACUCUACUCUUAUUUAAAACUAAUGUGGUUGGAAAAUUUUGAGGCUUGUUCUCAUUGUCAUAUAAGUUCAGAAAUUCUCCUUUGAGUGCCUGGGGCUUAGUACACGGGUCAGAAAUUCUGUACUUGCACCACACACAAUUUUUUUUUAUUUGUCACCAGUGUUAUUGCAUGCAUGAUGAAUCCACCUCUCCCAGUGGCCUUUUUUUUUUUUUUCUAAUUUAUUUGAUAGGACAGAGAGAAAUUGAGAGGUGAGGGGGACAUAGAGAGGGAAAGAGAAAGAGAAGCACUUGCAGCACUGAUUCAUCUUGUAAGAAGCCUCCUCCAUGCAUGUGGGGACUUGGGGCUUGAACCCAGGUCCUCACACAUGGUAAUGUGGUAAUGUGUACACUCAACUGAGUGUACCACUGUCUGACUCCCUCACUAAAAUUUUCUUGAGAACUGCAAGUGAAUUACAUGUUUAGAAUAUACAAAGAAAGAAAACAAUUAAAUUCCUAAUAUUUUGUUCUUAUUCCCAUGUGUAAAGUUGUGAGGACACUACUUAGCACUCAGUAAUUAUUCUUAGUAUAUAUUCCUUAACUUUCCCCUUCAAGUGCCGUGAUAACUAUUCAAUUUUAAAAGCAGAGUUGAAAAUCAGGUGGAAGUGAAGAAUGAAAUUAUUUCCUAGAGUCAUCUUUUACUCCCUCAUAUACACACGAAAAAGGAUACAUUAUUACAUGCUGAGUGCCCAUAUUUGGAAAAUACAUAAUUUUAUCUCAGUUAUCUUAAGGAGUGAACUGAAACAUUGAUAAAGGUGCUAAUAAUCUAGAAAUGCAAGCCCAUUUUAAUGAAAUAUGAAUGAAUUUGUGUCUUGACUCUUUUAUAGACCAAUUUAUAUUUUCAAAAAUUUGAAAAAUCAAAUUUCCAGUUUGGAUUUUUUAAGCUUAAUUUAUUAUUAGAUAGAGAUUGAGAGGAGAGGGAGAGAGACAGAGAGACACCUGCAGCCCUGAAGCUUUCAUGAAGCUUUCCCCCUGCAGGUGGGAACCGGGGGCUUGAACCCAGGUCCUUGUGCACUGUAGCUUGUACGCUCAACCAGGUGUACCACCACCUGGCCCCUCCAGUUUGGAUUCUAAUAGCUAUUUUGUUUCCUUUCUCCCCCCUUUUUCUUUCCCCUUUUGCCUGACCACCUUAAAGGUCAGGCAUAUGGUGGUGCUGGGAAUUGAACUUGGGACUUUUGGUGCCUCAGGUUUGAAAGACAUUUUAUAUAAUCACUAUACUAUCUCUCCCUAGCCCAACAUCUGCCUCUUAUUUAAGUUUCAGUGGCCCAUCAUACUACAAUUUAUUUCUUCUGGAAGAAAUAGCUAGUAUGACAAAUGUAUAAUUGACUUGAAAAAAGAAGCACCUCUCACCCUCUCUUACUCUCAUUAAACACUUGAUCAAAUUAAAUUUUUACUUUAAUUAUUAUUUGUGCAUUUGAGUCAUACUCUUGGCCCUGCAUGGUUAGGGACCUAGAUAUCAUAGGACAAUGCAGAGAAGAGCCUAUAGUCUACAAAUAGUCAAGGAUAUCAUGUCAACCCUUACUACAACAAAGACUCCAGCUUUAAAUAUCAGUUAUCACAUUUGAAUUCUCUACAAGUCUCUUGCAAUACUGAAUUCCUGUUAGCUUCAUAGAACAAUAUUAUUUACAGGAGAGAGAAGUGAUAUGUGGAGGAGAACAAAAAUCUUACCAUCAGUUAGUGACUGGCUUUAAGUAACUAAUGAGAACAAAUUUUAUAUGUGUGUGUGUCAUUGUGCAUAUUCAUAUGCUUACAUAUACAUGUUUAUUUAUACAUAUACCAUAUUGAAGAAAUUUUAUAUUUGGAUAUUUGAUCUUCUUUAUUUGUUGUUCUUUUAUCACUCUUCUGUAUUCACUUAGCAACAAUACUUUCAGACUGAAGAUGACAAGAAUAUUUUGAAUAUCAAUGCUGGUUAAGAUUCCACUUUAGAAAAAGUUGGAUCUUAAAUAUCCAGAUGCCUUUUGGAUUUCAAUGGUUAAACUGCAACUAGACUAGUGUUGUAGUCUAAAGAAGUGUGGUUGUCAGUUGUGAAAAUAGAAAUGCUAUUUUUCCCAGUUUACUGUCAGCAUUUUAUUGUUAAAAUAGAUGCCACAUGAACAAAUACUUCUAUAUAUUGUGCUUUAAUUUUUUGAAAGUUAUAUUUUGAGUGUAUUCUCAAGAUUUCUUAUAAUAGCAUUAUGAAUAAGACAUUUCCAAAAAUGUAAGUGAGUAUAUCUUUUUCUGUGAACAAGCUGAAAUCAGGAGGUUUUAGAGAAUUUGUUCCCAUUACUUAUGGACCUUGCUUUAAAAUUAUUUUUCUUAAUAUAUAUUUUACUCUAUUUUGUUAUGUUCUUUGGGUGAGGCAUCUGGUUACUGGUUAUUUAAAUAAAAAUAAAACCAUUCCUGAACUCACUUCCUUUGGACUUUUUUGUUUCUUACUUUUCUAUAUUAAAAUAUUACUUUACCAAAUAUUAAAAAGAAAUUCAUGGCAAAUUAUUAGUUAUUUUACACUAAUAAUCCCAGUUGGAAGUUUAUCUGGUGUGAGUAACCAGGUAAAACACUAAGACCUGAAUUCCUGUUUUCUGUUGAUAAUGAAUGCCUCAUGUAGCCAAAACCAGGCGUCUCAACCUUAUGCUUUAAGUUGAAGAAAUGUUUAACCAAAUAUUGUUUCAUACUCAAAACAGUAGGGAACAAUAUUGUGUAAUAAUUAUCUACUUUAUUUGAGAUAUUCAGUUGUUUGUUUUUCCUCAAGCAUGCAAUUGAUCAUAUUUCUGCCAAGGAUGUGCCUUCAACUUUAUAAUACUAUUUAAAAAAAGGUUAUUAUGGCCAUUGUUUCUUUUAUUAAAGUAUUGAACGCCCUACAA